AUGCUGUCCGCACAAACUGUUAGAGGGCUGUACAUGCCAAAACGGUCAUCUAGUGUCAUCUUCCUGGUUUUCAUGGUCAUCCUGGUCAACUCGUUGUUUCCUAGCCUCAAUCUGACUGAUGACCUUGACCUUAGGAAUGGACUGAUGAUUCUUCCUACUUUCGCUGACUACAUGAACUUCAACACGGCUUCUCAGGCAGCGAGCUCGGCCAUCAUUUGGAUUGGCGGUGCGGUGAUUGCUCCUUUUGGAGGGCUUUUGUUGGACAGGUUUGGCCGCAAGAAUGGUUUGCUAGGAGCUGCUAUGAUAUGUUUCCUUGGAGUCAGUCUGCAAGGGUCGGCCCAGAAUGCCGCAAUGUUCAUGGUAGCCCGAUUCAUUCUCGGUAUGGGAGUCGGUCUCAGCUCCAUCGCCUGCCCAACUUAUGCGUCGGAAGUGGCACCAACCAAAUAUCGAGCAUGGAUGUUGGGAUUCUACUACGACAUCUGGUACUUCGGCGGUCUGGUUGCCGCGGUUAUCACGUACGGUACAGCCCGGAUCCCAAACACUUGGGCUUGGAGACUACCUUCUCUGCUUCAAGCCAUUCCGAGCCUCCUCGCUAUCCUGUUACUCCCAUUGGUUCCCGAAAGCCCUCGGUGGCUUGUCGCUCAAGGCAGAGGGGAUGAAGCUCUUAAUGUCUUGGCCAUGGUGAUGGCCAAUGGCGAUGCAUCAGACCCUGCAACGCUGGCAGCUUACGAUCAGAUCAUGGGGGCAAUUGCCUAUGAGCAACAGAAUCCAGCAGCGCAAAGCUGGUUUGCUGCAUUCAAAACUCCACCCAACAGGAAACGAACUGGCCUCGCCAUGUCCGUUGCCGUAAUCGGAAAUCUAAGCGGAAGCGCGAUUGCAUCGUACUGGUUAGGAACCAUGCUCAGCCAAGCCGGCAUCACUGAUGCACUUAGCCAGCUUCAAAUCAACAUUGUCCUCAAUCUGUGGUGUCUCAUUUGUGCAGGAGCAGGCACUUUCUUUGCCGACAAGAUUGGACGAAAGCCCUUGGCCAUGGGCAGUUUGACAUUCAGUCUCGCGUUUUUGUAUUUGGUAGGAGCUUUUACAAAGUUAUACAGCUCAUCCACCAAUAAAUCUGCAGUCUAUGGAACUGUGGCCUGUAUUUUCCUCUUCCAAGGAGGCUAUAGCUUUGGAUGGACAACGCUUCUGGUCAUGUAUCCGCCAGAGGUCUUGAAUUUCUCUCUACGUGCCAAUGGUAUGGGAAUAUACACUUUUGUUUCCAACUCGGCAGCUGUUUUCGCCACAUUCGUUAUGCCGUUUGCACUCAAUAAUAUUGGCUGGAAGACUUAUAUGAUCAACGCUUCGUGGGAUGUUGUGGAGGUUGCCUUUGUCGCUUACUACUGGGUUGAAACACGCAAGCGAUCGCUCGAGGAAAUCGACGAAAUAUUUGAAGGCCCCAUGCAUGUUCAUAACGCCACUACUAUGGAAGGCUACGAGCUUGAAGGCACAAGGACCAGCGAGGUCGACCAUGGCAAGCAGCAUAAGCUGUAA
This is a messenger RNA of Exophiala spinifera, 1527 nucleotides long. RefSeq lists its product as uncharacterized. Gene Ontology annotation, molecular function: carbohydrate:proton symporter activity. Gene Ontology annotation, cellular component: membrane. Bases 1 to 1527 code for a protein of 508 amino acids. The record is from RefSeq and is a predicted model, not a curated record. NCBI's taxonomy places the organism in Eukaryota, Fungi, Ascomycota, Eurotiomycetes, Chaetothyriales, Herpotrichiellaceae. Gene Ontology annotation, biological process: carbohydrate transport; transmembrane transport. The transcript has 6 exons.